AUGCUCAUCUUUGGUAUGAACACCGUCAUCCUUAUCGAAUUUGACACCAUGUCUCACUCUGAAUCCCUCUUCGACGUCAUCUUCUGCUACUUCCCAAUCACCUUUAAACCCCCUCCAGAUGACCCUUACGGUAUUUCAACUGACGACCUCAGAUUCGCGUUGAGACAAAACAUUUGCUCAUCCCCUCACUUCGCUCAGCAAGCAAUCCCCCUGCUGAUCGAUAAACUCACAGCAACCUCUGGUCCUGUUAAACGUGACACUCUCCUCACUAUCACUCACGCUUUACCCGUUUAUGGCUUUGGUCAUGUGUCUCAGAAGUCUCGCAGCUUAUGGGACGCUAUUAGCAUUGAAAUUCUCUAUUCUACCGACACUCACACUGAAAACGUCGCUCUCGAUUCUCUUCAAUCUCUCAUCACAACCCUCUACCCAGACACUCACCCAACUGAGCUGUUAAAUGCCACGGAACUACCAGGCAUCGCAAAUCUAAUAUUUGAUGUCUGCCACGAUGCUAUCAAACAACCCGAGAAAUCCAAGUCAACCCCUGCUAUCAAAAUCUUGGCCACCCUCAUCCAAUCCUCCCCAGCCACACUCGCAAGACCCCUCACACACUCCACUCUCAUUCCACUCCUCGAGUUGUUUGCUGUACCCGCCGACCCAACCCAGCCUCCACCAAUACUCAACCACAUCCAUGCCAUCUUGGUUGCCUUGUCCAAGGUCUAUGCUGAUCAAGGUAGAUCAUUCCUUCACGACAAUCCCAUCAAUCCUAGCCUCAAGGAACAACUCAACAACACACUCACAUCCACGAUCAACAACAAACCCCUCAGAAGUCCUGCUUUAGCUGCCUUCACUCAAACUUUACACAUCCAUGGUUACUGGGAUUUCAACGUCGAUGGCGUGCAAAUAGCCAAUAUACUUAUUGACUUUGUCAAAGAUCCCAAUCAAGACCCCCACGUACGUCUCGUUGCAAUCGAAGGAUUGCUUUGUUUGGGUCAGGAUAUUCUACACAACAUCGUUCUCCCCUCACUUCUCACCUCCAUACCUACCUCGGUCGACUCCUCCACUGACUGGAAACCGAUCAGAGCCAUUCUCGCCUCAAUCACUGCUUUGGCUGUCGAUGGUGCGCUAUUCGAGGACUUUGUAUUGGGUGUAGAGGCAAAAAUGAAUCAAGUCAGCGGCGACUCGUUGAAUCUCGCCUAUGUCAACAUUCUUCUCUCGACACUGUUAGUAAUCAUUGAAGAGAAGGCUGCGAAAAAACAUCAAGACAUCUCACAGUACACUUGCUCAAUCCUCUCGAAGUUAUUCGUUUUCUUCGUGAUUGCUCAUCCAGGUUCAGUCAACGAAACUCGCCUAGUAGAAACGGCUAGUAGAUUGAUUCAGGCUAUUGUGAGGAGUUUCGACGUUUCACAGCAGCAGAUACUGGCUAGGCAUGUCAUGAACGCCCUUAUCAAUGGCUACUGGCAGGGUCUGUUAGGUACUGAGGAUGACAUCAUCCACCAACCUCCGCUCAGUACAAACUCUACGCACAGAGCUUUCUUCCCUCUGCUCGCCUCUGCACUUAUACCAAUAAAGCGAGAGGUGAAUCUUCCGCUCGCGAGUGAGUCUGUGUCGGAACUGCAGUCUCUCUCGGAAUUUGCAACGACCCUCACACGCUGGUCAAUGCAAUCUGCAUCUACCCCUACUCAACAAAUUGCAUCGCAACAUCUGCUCGCGAAUCUCACCAAUAAGCGCAUCGAAAGUUUGUCAGAAUACACAACACACCUACUGGGAGAAUGGCCUGAGCGGACGAGCGCAGAAAGCAGUGCGAAUUCCAUCUUUCUCAUUAUUAUACAGUGGAUUGCAAAAGGAGCACUAUGUCGUAACCACGCAUUAGGUGUGGAGUUCGUAACCAAAUUGCUCGAUCUCAUCACCAGUCACUCUGUCUAUGCGGAUAGAGUUGCUGGCGUCAUCGGCGCGAUUGCGGACGAUAGCAACGAUGGCGUCCUCGAUAGGAAACGCUCAAAUGGCGUAUCUUCUCUCUUACAUAAACAGAGAUUCUUUGAUGUCAUCUUCCCAGUUGUAGUCGAACGUUAUGAGAGUGCUGCAUCGAGAAGCGAGGAUACUACGAGCGCAAAAUACUUGGCUACGCUCGCACACCUUAUUCAACACAUGCCCAAAUCACUCGCUUUGGCUAAAUUGCCUCAGAUAUUCCCUAUUCUUUUGAUCGCUCUGUCUCUCAAUGAUGCUGCUCUUAGAUCUAGCGUUAUUGAGACUAUCACUGUGCUUAUCCUCACUGAGGAGACCAUCGCACAUACUGUACAGCAGCACAUGUCUUCUCUCAUUACAUCACUUCUCUCUUUCUCCACAGAUUCUGAACGUUCUUCUGUCCGCCUGCGUGUAUCCGCUCUCAAACUCCUCGGCGUUUUCCCACGCGUUAUUCGUAAAGAUAUUCUCGAACAAUUCAAGUUACAAAUCGUUCGUCAGCUCGUCGUCGCUUUAGAUGAUCCCAUCAAAUUGGUUAGGAAAGAAGCUGUAGACGCCAGGGAGUUCUGGUUACAGGUCUAA
Wallemia ichthyophaga EXF-994 is the source of this 2541-nucleotide messenger RNA. RefSeq names its product DNA repair/transcription protein mms19. Bases 1 to 2541 code for a protein of 846 amino acids. The record is from RefSeq and is a predicted model, not a curated record. Lineage: Eukaryota; Fungi; Basidiomycota; Wallemiomycetes; Wallemiales; Wallemiaceae. Gene Ontology annotation, biological process: iron-sulfur cluster assembly. The transcript has 3 exons. Gene Ontology annotation, cellular component: cytosolic [4Fe-4S] assembly targeting complex.